AGUCACAGAGAUUGAGCCACUCACACGAUUCCCCCGUCAAAUAGUAUGAAGCCAUUUCAUUGAGCCAUUUGGCAGCUUUCUUUCUAUCUCUCCCGCUCGCUCUCUUCACCAAACAAACAGCAUAUUCUUCGUAAAAUCUCCGAAGCCAUGGGACAAAUUCUCGAGAAACUUAAAGGUAAUGAAUGGAAAGAAAGGCAGAUUAGAAAGAUAACUGACAAAAUUUUUGAUCAUUUCAAGAAUGAAACUGGAAAGGCCAAUAUGACAUUUGAGGAGCUCUACAUUGCUGUGCUACUUGUGUACAAUGAUAUUAAUAAGCGUUUACCUGGGCCUCAUUUUGAUCCUCCCACAAAGGAGGAAAUUAAAAUUCUGAUGCAGGAGAGUGAUAUCAACCUCGAUGGUGAACUGGAUCGUGAAGAAUUUGUGAAGUUUAUGAACAAGAUGACGAAGGAUGCGUUCAUCACAGUGAGUCAGGGAUUAAUCACUACCCUGGCAGUUGCCCCAACACUCGCUUUGCUGACAAAGAGGUCAACAGAGAAUGUCCCGGGCAUUGGGAAGGUGGUGCAGAAGUUGCCGAAUUCAGUCUAUGCAUCCCUGGUGACCCUGGUGAUUGUCUUGUUUCAACAGGGUGUAGAAAAAGCAUAGAAGCUUCAUUUCCUCUCCCUUAAUUGUAUGUAAAGAUUGCCAGUAUUAAUGCAUGGCCGUUGAAUUGAUUAUGUCAAUAGAAAACUUGUUAAAGCUACUCCAUAAAACACAGAAUCUGCUCUUGAGAAGAUACAAGUAACUCUUGCUGUUUAGCAUUUGGUACAAGAUUUCUUGUUGGCUUGCUAUGUAUAAAUAUCUUUGAAUGGUUUCUUCGAAA
Olea europaea var. sylvestris is the source of this 859-nucleotide messenger RNA. RefSeq lists its product as uncharacterized. Bases 148 to 642 code for a protein of 164 amino acids. Gene Ontology annotation, molecular function: calcium ion binding. The record is from RefSeq and is a predicted model, not a curated record. Lineage: Eukaryota; Viridiplantae; Streptophyta; Magnoliopsida; Lamiales; Oleaceae. The transcript is spliced from 4 exons.